GCCGACCCAGCCUGACCCUAAGCACAGCCAGCCAGGACCCUCCCGGAGCCGCCCCCGGGGACACGUCUGUCGCCUCCGCGGCUCGGGCUUGUGCGCGGCCCCAUGCGGCCACUGUGGCUGUGCUGGGCUCUUUGGGCGCUGCCCUUCCCCGGCCCCGGGGCCGCCUUGAGCGGGGAGCAGAUCCGGGGCAGCCUGCUGCGGCAGCUGCACCUCAGCCAGGUGCCCGUCCUAGACGGGGGCGACGGUGACAGGCUGGUCACCCCUGCCCACGUGACAGCCCAGUACGUGGCCCUGUUGCAGCGCAGCCACGGUGCCCGCUCUCGAGGGAAGAGGUUCAGCCAGAAAUUCCGAGAGGUGGUGGGCAGGUGGCUGGCGUCGGAGGCCUCCACGCACCUGCUGGUGUUCAGCAUGGAGCGGCGGCUGCCCCCCAACAGCGAGCUGGUGCGGGCCGUGCUGCGCCUCUUCCAGGAGCCGGUGCCCAGGGCCGCGCUCCGUAGGCUCGAGCGGCUGUCCCCGCACAGCGCCCGCGCCCGCGUCACCGUCGAGUGGCUGCACGUCCGCGAGGACAGCUCCAACCGCACCUCCCUGGUGGACUCCAGGCUGGUGUCCCUCCACGACAGCGGCUGGAAGGCCUUCGACGUGACCGAGGCCGUGACCUUCUGGCAGCAGCUGAGCCGGCCUCGGCAGCCCCUGCUCCUGCAGGUGACGGUGCAGACGGAGCACCUGGGCCCGCGGGCCGCGGGCGCCCACAAGCUGGUGCGCUUUGCCUUCCAGGGGCCGGCGGGCGCCAGGCAGGGCGAGCCCCAGCUGGAGCUGCACACGCUGGACCUGGGGGCCUACGGAGCUCAGGGCGAUUGUGACCCCGAGGUGCCUGGGUCGGAGGCCCCCCGCUGCUGCCGCCAGGAGAUGUACAUCGACCUGCAGGGGAUGAAGUGGGCUGAGAACUGGGUCCUGGAGCCCCCCGGCUUCCUGGCCUACGAGUGCGUGGGCGCCUGCCGGCAGCCCCUGCCCUUCAAGUGGCCGCUUCUGGGGCCUCGGCAGUGCAUCGCCUCGGAAACGGCCUCGCUGCCCAUGAUCGUCCGCGUGGAGGAGGAAGGCAGGCCCAGGCCCCAGGUGGUCAGCCUGCCCAACAUGAGGGUGCAGAGCUGUAGCUGCUCCUGGGACGGGGCGCCGGUGCCCCGGAAGCUGGAGCCUUAGGUGUGGGGCGUGGCCACCGCGGCGCCGCCCUGGACAGGUGCACAGAAGCAGGUCUGGACAUAGGUGUUAAUUUCCUCCUUAGCAAGUGACCCCUGGCCGCACUCAGCGCCCCUGUUUUACUUUUCCUGCACGUUCUUCCUUUUCUUGUCCUCCUGUGCAUCACCCCCACCCUAAGCACUUAGGUGAGUAACUAAUGCGGCUCAGAUUGCUGAGCUCUAGAAGGAAAUCCCAGCCUCCUUGUUAAGGAACACAGCCGGGCAUGGGCAGACUGCACGCGGGGAGCCUCUCUAUGGCAAACUCUCAGCUGAGUAUGGACAACAUGCCCUAUGAUGUGAGCUGGGGAAACAGACUGAUUUACUCUACUGCAUGAUGGGAAUUAAAACAAAAAUUUUUUAAAUCCCCCACUUUCCCCUAGGUAGGGAGGAGGUAAAAAAAAGAACACCCCUUCCCCAAAACGUUGACCCAUUCUGGACUCUUGUAAACAUGCUUGGGUCCCCACUCCCUUGAGAGAUUGCUAGGAGGGAGGACGAUGGGCUUCCAACUGGGGUACUUGGUUUCUGGAUCAAACAGGGUCACAACUGUGACCUCAAGCCAAUGGGGAAGCCUUUGGGCCACCAUUUCCUCUUAAAAGAGAGGAGGUGGGAGUCAGCUGAGUCAUUACCCUGGGGGUCAGAGAGCCCAAACUUCACCGGCUCCCCUGCAGACCCAGCUUUUCCUGUGUGUAGUUAGGUUAUUUCCCCCACUGUUUUAGAAGCUUUACCACCAGAACCCAAAUGUAUUUACUUUUUAAAAAACGUAGCCAAAACAGUUGAGUGUAGAUAAUAUGCCAAAAUAAAGUGACGGUUUGC
Molecule: messenger RNA, 2045 nt
Organism: Mirounga angustirostris (Northern elephant seal)
Lineage: Eukaryota; Metazoa; Chordata; Mammalia; Carnivora; Phocidae
Product: left-right determination factor 1-like
Exons: 4
Coding region: 103-1197 (364 amino acids)
Biological process (GO): anterior/posterior axis specification
Cellular component (GO): extracellular region
Molecular function (GO): cytokine activity; transforming growth factor beta receptor binding; growth factor activity
Source: RefSeq, a predicted model, not a curated record